Messenger RNA from Pezoporus flaviventris, 840 nucleotides. It is a transcript of the gene POP5, whose product is annotated as POP5 homolog, ribonuclease P/MRP subunit. Gene Ontology annotation, biological process: tRNA 5'-leader removal. Gene Ontology annotation, cellular component: ribonuclease P complex. Lineage: Eukaryota; Metazoa; Chordata; Aves; Psittaciformes; Psittacidae. Bases 122 to 616 code for a protein of 164 amino acids. The record is from RefSeq and is a predicted model, not a curated record. Gene Ontology annotation, molecular function: ribonuclease P RNA binding. The transcript has 5 exons.
UGGGCUUGGGAAGUCCUCCCUCUGUCCCCGCCUUUACACCACGGCGAUUGGCUGCAGUGCGAGGGAGCGCCUCGCCCAUUGGCUGGAGCCGCGUCAGCGCGCACCGGGCGCCGCCGCCGCCAUGGUUCGGUUCAAGAACAGGUACGUGCUGUGCGAGGUGGUGUCGGAGGACCCGCAGUGCCGGCAGUGCAUCGAGGACCGCGCCGUGGGCCUCGCCGUGAGGGACGCCAUCGGCAGGGUGCACGGGGACUUCGGGCUGGCCUGCUGCUCCAUCUCCUUCACAGUGAAGUACCUGAACGCCUACACCGGGACCGUGCUGCUGCGCUGCCGCAAGGACUCGUACCGGCUGCUCUGCUCCGCGCUCCCCUUCGUGAGGCAGCUGGAGAGCCGCAACCAGCGGUACCCCUGCUUCCUCAACACGCUGCACGUCGGAGGUACCAUCAGAACAUGUCAGAAAUUCCUAAUUGAGUAUAACAGAAGACAGCUGCUGCUGUUGCUGCAAAGCUGUACAAACGAAGUUGAGAAUAGUCCAGUGUAUGUGAAGAGAUCAAAUAUUGAGCCUGCGUUGCUGUCUUUAUUGCAGAGGAAAGACGGUGUGUACAGAAGUCCCUGUUGAGCUGUUCCCUUACAGAAGAGCCAUGUCUAAGUGGAAAUGAUGAUGGCACAGAGACAGACUGAACAUUACUUGUUACUGCUCAUCUGUGUCCUGUACUUGUGUGAUCAAGUUAUCCUCAGAGUUAAGCAAAGCAAAGGACGGAAAAGGCACCUGUUCAUAUUCAGACUUCAUCCCCCUAUUCUAAGUGUUUUUAGAUAAAUUAAAAUAAAAUAGUUUUUACUUAA